GGUGACGCCCCUCAGAAACGGAGAGAAAGUAUUUACCGCUGCCUUCACUGCUGGACCCUGCACACAACCUCAGACCCGUCAUUAAUAACGCGGUGGGAACAAACUAACCGUAUUAAACUUCAACUCUACUUAAAGUGUAAUAUUUGUCUCGUUUGGACGUGUUUCCUGCGGCGCAAGGACACCUUACAUUGGGAACAAGGUGUGUAACUUCUUCCUGUGCCUCCAGAGUGCCCCCUCCGCCUUCCUUGCCACCUUUUGACUCCGCCUCUUCCGUGAUGUCAUCUCAGGCCACGCCCACCCAGGUGCUCCGACCUACGACCCCCCCGCUGCCCUCUCCAGGGUCCCCAGAGUCUCUUCACCCUCCCCCCUGCAGACAGAGAGACCGCUCUCCGUCCCCCAUGAGAGGAUACCUCAUCCCCAGCCCUCUGCCCACCCGCAGGAACAGGACCUGCUCAGCGACGGCCCGGGCGUUAGAGGGUCCGACCUUCACCGGCGUCUGUAAAUGUUUUUCCCGCUCUAAAGGUCACGGCUUCAUCACGCCCUCCGACGGCAGCAACGACAUCUUCGUCCACAUCUCAGACAUUGAGGGGGAGUACGUGCCGGUGGAGGGCGACGAGGUGAGCUACAAGAUCUGCUCCAUCCCCCCCAAACACGAGAAGAUCCAGGCGGUGGAGGUCGCCAUCACCCACCUGAACCCAGGAACCAAACACGAGACCUGGGGGGGGGCGGGUCGUCAGCAGCUGAGGGCGGGGGGAGGUAUUCAAUAUAAAGAGUGGUGCAGGGAAGAGGUAUUUCUCUAGUGGUCCCUAAAGGCAGCAUCUCCCUGGUCCAAUGGGUUCUGGGUACAAACUCACACUCAGACAAACCAUUGACCUCCAGACCAGGGGACAGGAAGCGAUAAAAUGCUGACUCAUGACAGGGUUUCACGACUCAUUCCUGCACCACUCUAUUAGGAUGGAUGGAUGGGAUUUUUGUAUAGGAUUAUAAAGUUUAUUAGCAGGGUUAAAUCCGAGGGAAUGUUGAGUUUACUUACAUUGAAGAAAAAAACGUGGGAAAUUAGAUGCUUAGAAAAUGUGUGGACCGAAAAACGAUCACAGUAAAGAGAUGUUAUCAUGGAAAGAGUUUGAGUUUAAGUGCUUGGAUUGUUAGUGUUGACGUUGCCUUAAUGCCUGUUUUGGAUGAUGAAUUCCAGCUGGAUUAUUGACUGUUUUAUGAUCUUUACAUCCCUGAAGACCUGUUCAGUUCAACACUCGAUAACAAAGCUGGAGAGUUGAUUUGCAGAGUUUAAAGAUGAGAGAUGCUGCAUGACUCCAUGGUUCAGCACUACAGCCUUAUUGUACUUCUAAACCUUCUGUAUUUGAUCAUGUGUGGGUGAAUUAAAGCAUUUUCAACCAGU
Messenger RNA from Eleginops maclovinus (Patagonian blennie), 1396 nucleotides. It is a transcript of the gene carhsp1, whose product is annotated as calcium regulated heat stable protein 1. Bases 276 to 800 code for a protein of 174 amino acids. The transcript has 5 exons. Gene Ontology annotation, biological process: regulation of mRNA stability. Gene Ontology annotation, cellular component: cytoplasm. Gene Ontology annotation, molecular function: mRNA 3'-UTR binding. NCBI's taxonomy places the organism in Eukaryota, Metazoa, Chordata, Actinopteri, Perciformes, Eleginopidae. The record is from RefSeq and is a predicted model, not a curated record.